UAGGGGAAUCAUGAUGGAGGUGGCCAGUGGAGCUGCCUUGCCUCAAUUUAUCUGCAGCAUUCCUCAUCAGAACUGUAACUGUGGGCUGGUCUGUGCAGGAUUGUUUCUCGAUGAGUCAUUCAGAGCUCUGUAGUGUCUUCUAGGCAGUGCUGUGCUAUGCACGAUUAGCGGGCCUCCACUGUGAAAUUGUUUCCUGAAUGAUGUAACUGAUAGUCCCCAACUGUUGUGCUGAUUCUUGAUCAGUUUUCUCUUUGUUCUUGAAGACAUUCCAGCUGCUGCAUCUCUUUUAUCCCUACGAAUCUCUGGGAAGACAAGUUAUGUCAACAGCUGCUUUAAUCCAUUUGGUAAGAAACGGAGGUUAUCAAGUACGAAGGAGAGCCCUGCUGACAUCCCGCCUCUUGCAAGACGAGAAGCGUUCGACAGCCGAGUGCUACAUUUCCACCUCCGAACGCCGGGCAUCCCGCUUCGAUCCGGACGGGAGCGGGCGGCCCGCCACGUGGGACACCUUUGGCAUCUGGGACAAUCGCAUUGAUGAACCUAUUCUCCUCCCACCUAGCAUAAAGUAUGGAAAGCCGAUUCCAAAAGUCAGCCUGAGCAAAGUGGGCUGUGCCAGUCAUAUUGGGAAGCGGAAGGAAAAUGAAGACCGCUUCGAUUAUGCUCAGCUGACUGAGGAUGUCCUGUACUUUGCUGUAUAUGAUGGACAUGGCGGAGCGGCAGCAGCAGACUUCUGCGCUAAGAACAUGGAAAGAUAUAUCAAGGAAUUUGCUGUUCAGGAAGAGAACUUAGAAAAAGUUUUGAACGAUGCUUUUCUAGAAAUAAACAAAGCAUACGAAAGGCAUGCUCAGCUGUCUGCUGAUGCUGAGGAGGAAUAUAAGCCAGAAGUAAUACAAACGGUACCACUUCCGCACAGAGAGAAUCUCCAGAGCAGCUGAGCACGAAAGGGGAAACAACAGUCAAGAGGAAAACAAGAUUCGCUGUGGUAAAGCUGGCAUCAGCCCCUUUAGAUUUCCUUAGUCCUGGCUGUUCACAAAUUCUUCUGUACAUAUAUAGAGAGACUAUGCACAUUUGAAAUUCCAGUCACAGCAGCUGGAGCUUAUAGGGUGUAAUUUGGGAAGGAGAUAGAGGAGUUAGUUCACCUAGUGUUUAAAUAAAUAAAAAGAAAACCAAACCCAAACAACCUGUCCCAGUGCUGCUGCAGAUGCUGGCAAUGCAACAGGACCUUUAGGGAAUGAAGUUAUACUGCGUCCUUGGGGCUACUUCCACUUCCUUUAAACAAUCAGCGAAAACAGUCUAGUAAUGGAGUGGUUUCCUGCUCUUAAAGUGCUAACCAAACCUACCUAGAUUCAAGUAUUUCCUACCUGGACAAGUUGCCUGACUGUUGCAGCACUGUGAGGGAUGUACAGCUUUCCUCUUACCUGGUAAGAGCUAACGUAUCAGAAAAGACAAUGACUCAAGUUCUGAAACACAGCCCUUAAAAAGGAGGAAUUUAAUCUGUAAAGCUCAUUUUUCCAUUAUAACCUAUUUUAUUUCUAGGUAUUGAAAACCAGUCCUGUUGUUUAAAAAGAAUAAUAAUGGGGUAAAAAAUCCAAAGUCAUUUUUGACCUGUGAAGUCAGUUUUAACUGAGCUAAUGAUAAGGAUAUCAGUAGAGCAGAUGAGCUUUGGAUCCAAGAGUCUCCUUGUAAGCUCAGAUUUAAAAAAAAACAAACAACAAACACCUACAGGCUUAUGUGCUUCCCUAGAUCACGACCUCUUAUUUUCUGUGAUUUGUUUUAUUUGCACCUUGCCCAGGCCAUUUGUUAUUAAGACAACUCUUUAUUUUGCUCAUGUUCAAGUUUCAGAGCAUUUCCUUGAGAAGGAUGUUUGAGAACCAUACUGGAUAUAUACUGUUCUGUUACUCUGAAAGCGGUUUCUGAUUAUAGCAUUCUGUACUUGAGACAUAAUGAACUGAACAAGAAAAAUAUUUAACAAACAAGCUGUACAGCAAGCUGGGCAUUUUGGAAUUCCUUGUGGGAUUUUAUCAUACCAUUUAAGUGACUAAUCGGGGCUGCUCACUGAAACAUAAUGCAAAUGCCAGCAAAUUUGUGUAACAGUCAAGACACUGAACAAGCCUUCUGCAUUAAGAAAGCUUGAGGACAAACAAAAUAGAAGCAAUCAUUGAACAUCUACAGGGGCCACGUCCUACAAAGUACUCAGUGUUUCUUAGGGAGGCUGAAUACCUGCAUACUCUUCCCACUGGAGCCAGUGGGAUCUAAAAGUGCCCAGUGCUCUUGUCUGGUUGCUCAGCUGAAAAUAAAGCUAAAAGGCAAAGAGUGGAGUAACAGGGUGCACAGACAAGUGCAGUUUUCUGAACAAAUCAAGUUUUUUGCAUAUCUGUUGAUUAAAAAAAAAAGUUAAAUGUUUGAUUGACUGUUUGGUGUGGAUAUUUUUGUAAUUGCUGCUCUUUUGAAAGUUAUGUAAAAUUCAAUGUUUUGCAUGUAUCCUUGUUAGAAGACUAAUUCCGAAUUGAUUCAGUUUGCCAGCAAAAAAAUUCUGAAUAAUUGUGGCUGUUCCAGAUGCGAUGGUCAAAGUUGCUCGGAGAUGGUGGUCAGUAGUGUAACACAGGUUAUCUGUCAUACACUGGAUGCUCAAGGCCAACCUCCUUCUGAAUCCCUGCCGCAGCUGAUGAAGUGCAGACAAAUAACUUACUUAGUCUUGUUCCCACAGACAGCCCUGCCAGGGCUCCUUUCACUGUAUUCUGUAAAAGACAGGGUGGACGGUCAGGGUGUCCAGAUCUUUACUAACACACAACCAGCUUUGAAAAUGAAUGCCUGGGUGUUUGAAGAAACAUAACUGCCAGGACAUAACUACAGGAAAUCCCCGUAACAAAAAUCCAUGAAAUUUUGGCUAACACAAUGCUUAUGAUGAUAUUUAGAGGGAAAAAAAACCCAACAUAUUAUGGCAAAAAUUUAACAGGACUAGAACAUGAAUUGUUGGAGAACGUAGCUUUGUCUUCCAAGACACUGUCCUUUCUAGGAUAGUUUACAAUUGAAAAACAUUUGAAAUUAGAUUUGACAAACAAGUAGAAUAAUUCCUCAUUUGAGUUCUCAAUAAAAAUAAAGUUUAUGCAUGUGUUCCAAUACUGCUAACCUGCUUGGUGUGUGCAUUCAUCAGUGCUGUUGGACUGCUGUAUUGACCUACAGGCUGUUCCUAUAUCCCCUCUGACAGUUUCACACAAAGGCAUAAGAAACUUUCUUUCAGAAGCCAUCUGCCACAUAAAUAAUUUCUGAUCAUUAAGAGGUCAGAGAUAUGCCUGAGUCUUGAAGCACGGUGUUCGAUCUCUCUUCAGAAACUCAUUUUCAUUCACUUCCGCACAUUCAGAUGUACCCAGUCACUGUUGAAUCACUGCUAAAUUAACAUACAGGACACAGUAAAGGAAGUUCUCAAUCAACAAAUACAUUAUUAUCCAGGGAACAAACACUAACAGAGAUGGACAGUUUUCUGCUACAUUGGACCAGCAGUAAAAAUCUAAAUGUAAAAGCUGAAUAGCUUUCUUGAGUAAGGAUGGAUAUAAACAACUGAUCGUGCUCGAGGAAAACAGGACAUUGCUCUGGAGAAAUGGAAAACAAACCCUGCCCUGGCCUAGUGUGAUCUUGUAGCGUAAAUGCUGCUGCUUCUGUUCACUGCAGGCACCAUCCACCACUCAGGGAAAAUAACAGGCAGGCAACGUUUCCAUCAACCUCCAUGUUCAGUGCUCUAGCUCUAAUCAUGUUGACCACUCACUUCUGGAAUAGCCAUCUUGUUGAAACAUAGCCAGGUGUUACCUGAUGUGUCUAUGAUUGAAGGGACCUCCUGGAAAUUUAAUGUGCUGAGCAAACGGCAAAAGUAUUUUUAAAAUAAUUGUAUUUACAAAGUAGUAUUCAGAUUUUUUUAAGUUAUUGUUUGAACAUGUGAUUAUUUUUUCUUUGAAUAUGUUAACCUGCAACACUGAGGAAAAGGGAGAAGGAAAAGGGAGAGCUGCAGAAAUGCUUACUUACAUAUUUCACAAUGCCAUCAACGUCACAAAGACCACUUUUUUAUCCAGAGGUCUCAAUUAUUACCAAAUCAAGUUAGACGAUACUAAUUACAGUAUGAUGGGGGUGUUAUUGCAAUGUUUGCCCACGGAUCAAAAGAAGUCAUUCAGUGUCUUCAUUAAAAUGGCCUCAUUUUAGUUAGCAUAGGUUUGAACUCUCAAUUUUUAUUUUAUAUGUAUAUAUUUACAUAUAUAAACUACCUUGGGAAAAUGGGCCAUAUUAUGUUUUGAAAAUUUUCUGUAAGGUGGCCACUCUCAUAUGAGACAGUCAUAUCUGGCAUCAGUACAUUUGUUUGGUUGACUUUUUAAUUGGACACUUGCCAUCAGCCUCACAAAACAAAUCUGUCUGUGGCCAAAGAUGCAGUCUCUAUUAUGGCCAAAUAGAACAUUACACAGCUCAUCCACUGUGGGCAAACCCAAAUGACUACGUGCCCUGUUUUGCAGCCCUUGUCCUUUCAUCUCCAGUGUUGCAGGUUUAUUUUGUUUGAACUAAGUCCCUGGGUCAAUUUCCUAUUUGCCUCUGUGUACGUGUUAUUUGUGGCAGACACUGUACCUGGUCAGCAGCUCUAGAACUGGAGGCCCUGGACACUAUAUGCUGGGCUUCAGUGGAAAGAGAGAUCUGCUUAAUUUUGUCCCAGGUGAAGGAGUCCAGCGGUUCCUAGCCUGGACUACUGGAAGGUUCCCACAUCCUCUUUGUCACAUUAGUUGAGAUGACUUGCAGUAAAAAGUGUCCAGUGAGUGUUAAGAACCUAUUGAAAGAUCUUAGUUUUAUAGUGAUAUUGUUAGGUAAACAAGAUAAACUCUUUUAAUUUUAAAAAUGAGUACACGUGCUGAUGCAGUGUAUUUUUGUGUUAUUAAAUAUCCUAGCAGUGGUCAUAGUAAAGCAUUAGAAAUGUUAUCUCAUCGUCACUGCUGUGUUUUGGAACUGUGAGAAAAGUUGCAUAAUCCCUUCAGUCUGACCAGAUCCAUGUUCUUUCACCCCUACCUGAUGGCGAUUCAGUUUCAGAGCAUUGGCAUUUGUUUUUUUCAGAGUGCAAUUCAAGAAGCAAACAUUUAUAAGACACAAGUUGGUACAGCCAUUAUCACAUCUCUGUGUUGUAUCUUUGAUGGGUCUUCAGUACCAUCCUCUGCUUCCUGAUAGCAGGCCUGUUGGCCUUAAGAGUUGGCACUGUAAAGAUGUACGCUUGCCUGAAUGACCAAAUAUUUGCACUCAAUCAUGAAUUACAGACCUCAGAUCAACCUAUUCUGAAAUUGUAUGUGUUUGUCAGCAUAGUUCCAAAACAAGUGAUGAGAUGGGAAACUAGUGGCAUUAAUUUUAAUGUCUAAGUAAAAUAUAUUUUCUGCAAAGUAAGAAAGGCAGUUUUAAGUAGGUUCUUCAUUUUAUUUCUUUUAGCUGUUGGCUAAAACAGGUAUUUUACUGAAUUCACUAAAAUUUCUAAUCACACCACUACUUGUUAUUAUCUUAUUUUAUAAAAUACCUCAAAAUGAGCAUAGUUCUUGCUUUAAAGUAAAAACAAGAUGUCAGUGCUUACCUGAAUGCUCAAGAGGGUACUGGCAUCUACGUAGUUUUGAAUCUUGUAGUCUGUAUCACAGCUGUAACAUAGACCAAGAUGCAUCCUGUGUCACCAUGUUGAACAUUCACUGUGGACUUGUUGGUUAAGUCAGUUAACCAAGUCACCGCAGCAGUAAUAAUACCUGUUUUAAUUAAUAACACAAGCUUAGUUUA
Messenger RNA from Meleagris gallopavo (turkey), 5775 nucleotides. NCBI's taxonomy places the organism in Eukaryota, Metazoa, Chordata, Aves, Galliformes, Phasianidae. The record is from RefSeq and is a predicted model, not a curated record.